Indicator indicator is the source of this 3108-nucleotide messenger RNA. RefSeq names its product dynein 2 intermediate chain 1 (gene DYNC2I1). Bases 1 to 3108 code for a protein of 1035 amino acids. Gene Ontology annotation, molecular function: dynein light chain binding; dynein heavy chain binding. The record is from RefSeq and is a predicted model, not a curated record. Gene Ontology annotation, cellular component: cytoplasmic dynein complex. Lineage: Eukaryota; Metazoa; Chordata; Aves; Piciformes; Indicatoridae. Gene Ontology annotation, biological process: intraciliary transport. The transcript is spliced from 25 exons.
AUGGAGGGUGACAAGAGAAGAACCAAAGAAGAUACCUGGAAAUCAGAAGAACUUAGGAAACACCUCAGGGCAUCACAACCAGAUAGUCAAAAUGAAGACCAAAAGCACAAAGGAAAAAUGCACAAAGAGAAGCCUGUGCAUGACACAGGCACUCAUAAACAUGAACACAGAGACAGAGGAAAGAGUAAGGAAAGAAUGAGAGAGAGAUUUAAGUCAGUUGAAAGAGACAGGGAUAAAAUGAGAGAGAGAGAAAGGGGAAAAGAGCACCAGGGAGAAGCUGAUCAAGAGAGACACAAAGAUAAGCAUCGAGAGUCAAGUUUACAGAGGGAGAGAUACAGUGAAACAAAAGAUAAAGACGGGGAGAGCCACAGAGAGCGAGACAGAACACGUAAAAGACAUGAGAUGAAGCAAACAGAUAUACAAAAUAAUCUGAAGUCAUUUGAAGGAAAAGAUAAAGAACAUCACAGAAGAAGAGAAAGCAGGCAUCGUUUGGAGGAGGAAAAAAUAAGAAGUGAAGAGCAAGAAAGAAGGCAUAGAGAAAAGAAGCUACAUCAAAAAUUUCCAUCUGCUAUCUAUACCUUUAUUACAAGGUUAUUGGAUGAUGGUGGCAAAAAGAGCAUUGACAAAUUUUUGGCUUACAAAGUUGAAGAACGUGAACGUGGACACAAGUUACAGAAAGAUCAAGAGUUGGAUAAAGAAAGAGAAAGAAGACACAGAGAAAAAAAAGAACAUUUUGCUAGGCUGGGAAAAGAGAGAAGUCAUAAACAUUAUGAAAAGGAGUUGGAAGAAAAAUAUAUGUCGAAGAGAUCUAAUGAGGGAUCUUCCUAUGGAGACAGAGAAGGGCAACCAGCAAAAGCUGAUGAGAGAUUAAAAAGUAGAGAAAAUGAAAGAAAGAAGCAUGAUCUAGGGAGCAGUGAUUAUAAAAAAGAGGAUGAGAUUCAAGAAGAAAUGAGCCAUCAGCAUGUAAGGACAGUAAAAGAUAGUGGAAAACUCAUUGAGAAAGAGGAAAAGGACACAAAACAAGAGGAAAAGAAAGAUACAAGCAUCUAUAAGUCAGACAUGGGAUCUGAUAACUUUUCAGCAAAUUAUGAAGAUGAUUUUGAAGAUUAUGAAGAUGAUUUUGAAGACAGCAGUGAUGAAGAAGGAGAUGCAGAAGAAAACCGAAGAGAGAUUCCCUUUUCCAGAACAUCAGAAAUGGAGGAAAUUCAAAGAGCAAUUAGUGCAGAAAAUGAUAGAGUUUGUACCUCACUGCCAAAAAAAUCUGAAAAUGAAAACCAGAAACCAACCAUGGAAAGGCAACACCCUUCUGUCAGAAACUCUUUUUGUGGGAUAUUCAUGGAUUUUCAAAGGGCAAACCAACGACAAAGUAGUCGAAUUAUGGCUAGUAAACAGAAAAAACGGAGUUCCGAACUUCUCCCACUGAUUGAUCUAGACUUCUCAGUUAGUUUUCCUUUGUUGGAUUUGCCUCCUGUAAAUGAGUACGACAUGUAUAUCAGGAAUUUUGGAAAAAUGAACACUAAACAGGCCUAUGUUCAGUGUAAUGAGGACAAUCUUGAGAGAGACAUUCAGACUGAGGAAGUUGAGACAUCGGAGAAAUGGACACAACAUCCAGCAGAAGGUGCCCUUGUGUCUGGAGGUUCCCUGAACAGCCAGGAUAUGUCAGCGAAUGGAACUGUAACACCUAAAAUUGAUUCACAAAGAUUAGCAAAUUUCCUCCAGUCUGCUUGCCAGGUGAUUGCUGUUUUGCUAGAGGAAGAUCAAGUUGCAACAGAACCCAGGAAACUAAGAUCUGGACAAACCAGUCUGUCUAUUAGUGAUAGCUGUUUCCAGAUAAAUACUAACCAGCCAUUCCUCCAUGACCGAAAAAUAUCCUGCCUGUACGUCUCUCAAGUUCAGAGGCAGACACUACUUUCUGUUCAUGGAUUACCUGAGAAGGCAGCUGUUGAUUUACUGAAAAGAAAGAGUAUCAUAUGUGUUUGGAACAUCUGGCAGCCCUCCAGUCCUCAGAAAGUUUUAAUAUGUGACUCAGAGGUGAUAUGUUGCUGUUUUAGUCCCAGUAAAACACCAUUAGUUUUUGCUGGAACAGUAGAUGGUUCAUUGUUGGUGUGGGACCUUCGAGAAGAUUCAAGAAUGCAUCCUCAUGUGACGAUGAGUGAAAAUGACUGGACAUUUAGAGUUCCAACAUUUUCCACUGAUGGCAUUCUAAACUCAGUAAACCACACCUCUCCUAUACUAGCAGUGGAAUCUGUCUCAACCUCUCUCUACGCUGAUCAGAAUUAUGGGCUCUCCAGUCUCUCUUAUCAGGAGGAAAUGUCAGGUCCUCCCUUUCAGAUAGCAUCAAUGGAUGAAAAUGGAAUCCUCAAUAUGUGGGUAGUUGUUGAAUUACAGAAAGUGGAUUUAGCUGGUUCACAGACUGAUUUAGGUUUAAUUCCUGGAGGGAAAGUGAAGUUAGUGCAUAGCUCUACUAUGGAAUUGAAUAACAGCCUCUUCCCAAAGGAUGUGCGCCAGAGAAUACCCCAGACACUGAUGGUUAAAUUUCUGCCUUCCAAUCCUAAUCAAUUCAUUGUUGGAACAAACAUUGGGCUGGUAUGCCAUGGUACAAGACAUGAUUUAAAAGUUUUUCCAAAGCUAUUUAAACCUCAAGAAAGUGGACUGAGAUCAAUAAGCAUCACCGCCAUUGAUUUCUUCCCUUUUGGAAAGCCACUAUUUCUGGUUGGCUGUUCAGAUGGAAGCAUUAGACUACACCAAAUGACAUCAGAGUAUCCACUCAUGCAGUGGAAUGACAGCACAAAUGGCCAGGCAAUCAUUGCCCUGCAGUGGGCUUUAACCAGACCUGCUGUGUUUUUUGUCCUGGAUGCAUCAUCUAAUAUUUACAUUUGGGACCUCCUGGAAAAUGAUCUGUUGCCUGUGGCAAAGCAGACUUUUCCAUCAGAGAACAUUGUAAGUAUGACUCUACUGGGAGAACCGGAAAAGCCAAAUGGAUUGUUGGGCAUUGUGCUGGCCAAAGAAUCUGGACAGAUAGACGUUCAGUACGUAAAGAAGAAGUGGGCAUUACCUCAGUCUGACGAAUCUGAAAAACUGCAUUUGACUUUAUUGCAGGCUGUCUAG